UGGGACAGAGAAGUGUUAUCCUCAGCACCUCCUGCUGGUAGGAUCUGGGGAAAAAUUCCCAUUCAUUCCCCAGCUGACAAAUAAAAUACAAAGCUUAUGUUGUGUGCUCUCAGUGUCGCAGCAGAUAUCACUAGUUCACAGUCCACGGAGGUAGGAAAACAAGGAAGUACCAGUCUGAGGCAGUGAUGGCGCUCCGGACGGUUGGGAGUCGUUUGUUGCACUUUCAGAGGAGCAGCUUGAAGACUGUCUCCAUCCAAACACUUGGAGGUGUCAGAUUCAAACGAGCCUGUCCAGUGGAAGUGAGCCAUCUGGAUCAUUUGGUUCUUACAGUAAAAAGUGUGCCAGACACUGUAAACUUUUAUACCUCGGUCCUUGGCAUGGAGGUGAUCACUUUCAAGGGAAACCGUAAGGCCCUGGGUUUUGGCCAGCAGAAGUUCAACCUCCACCAGCUGGGUCAGGAGUUUGAGCCCAAAGCCAAGCGCCCAACCUCAGGCUCUGCAGACCUGUGCCUCAUCACCAAAACCUCCCUUGCUACAGUAGCUGCACAUUUGAAGGAUUGUGGGGUUGAGAUAGAGGAGGGGCCAGUGGAGAGGACUGGAGCUGUGGGGACCAUCACCUCUCUUUACUUCAGAGAUCCGGAUCACAAUCUCAUUGAGGUGUCGAACUAUAACCAGAUUGUGGGGUUGAGAUAGAGGAGGGACCAGUGGAGAGGACUGGAGCUGUGGGGACCAUCACCUCUCUUUACUUCAGAGAUCCGGAUCACAAUCUCAUUGAGGUGUCAAACUAUAACCAGUCAGCAUAAGAGGGAUCUUCCUGAGACUUCUUUGACCUUGUUUUUGAAUGAAUUUGAAUGCAUCCAGUUAGUCUCCUGGUUUGAGACCAAACUGUAGGCUAAUUCAGACAAGUCGUACUAUUUUCAAACAGAGGUAGAUAAAAUUAGUUUGCUGCGCAGAGACAUUGUUUCUGUGUAGUUCUGCUGACCAGUGAUUGCAAUUUUAAUUAUGCAUGGAAAAGACAAUAAUUCAGAAUAAAAAGUGAAAAAUUCAACACCUGUAGAUGUUUAACAGUUUGAACAAGUGCGUACUUCUGGAGUUUUUUUGUACUUUGUCAAGUGAAAGUGAGCAUUAAAGAAUAAUCACUUUUUCAGCUGAAAAUAAAAGAUUUGUUUAGUGUA
Molecule: messenger RNA, 1174 nt
Organism: Epinephelus fuscoguttatus (brown-marbled grouper)
Lineage: Eukaryota; Metazoa; Chordata; Actinopteri; Perciformes; Serranidae
Gene: glod5
Product: glyoxalase domain containing 5
Exons: 6
Coding region: 186-692 (168 amino acids)
Source: RefSeq, a predicted model, not a curated record